This is a messenger RNA of Owenia fusiformis, 1517 nucleotides long. NCBI's taxonomy places the organism in Eukaryota, Metazoa, Annelida, Polychaeta, Sabellida, Oweniidae. The record is from the annotation of a GenBank genome assembly.
UCAAAUAACUCAAUAAAAAGAGCAAUUAUCUUGCAUUUGAUUGAAAAUUACGACAUUAAAACAAAGGUCAUCAGACUCUAUCGUCAGUCAGUCGGUUGAAAAAAUUGGAUUUUCUAAAAAUUUGAUUGAGUUUUGCCGGAUUUUGUCUAUAUUUACUCCGUUUUUGCUUCAUUAUUGAUGUCCCAAUAAAGAUAAGAUAUAAUUUGAUUGUUUUAAGCGAAAAAACAAGGAGUUUCUUGUCCCAGAAUAAUGAAAUUGACGUGCAUUUGAAGCACAUUUGAAAUUUAUGAUUUUUCAAAUUUGCAUCGUCUGCUAUUUAGACUAUUACAAAACCAUUGGACCUUCGUACAUUGGACUGUCUCAAAAACACAUUCAAAUGACUAUAUUGCGACAUGUUGUGAAACUGCAAAAGAGUUGCCAAAGGGCUGUUGGACUUGUUACAAGAAAUAUGAGCAGUGUUGGGGGACAUGAUAAUGAUCAUUUAUCCAGAACUUCAGAAAAUACUCGUGAAAAUGUAAUGUCACAAGCGAUUGUGAGUUCAGUACAAGAUGUUUCUCAGACUGUUAAACUCUUAUCACUAAAGUUAAUAAAUCCACGAGUGAAGUUCAAAGCCGGACAAUGGGUUGAUUUCUUCAUUCCUGGUUUGGAAAAAGUUGGGGGUUAUUCCAUGUGUUCCUCACCUACUAAGCUCAUAAAAGAUGGCACUUUAGAUCUUGCAGUAAAGUACAGUGAACAUCCCCCAGCAAAAUGGGUCCACACUCAGUGUAAAAUGGACACAAAGGUAGCAGUGCGAGUGGGUGGUGACUUUCACUUUGACCCUUUAUCCUCACCCUCAACAGAUCUCCUCCUCAUAGCAGGAGGUGUUGGGAUUAACCCUCUCUACUCCAUAUUCCUACAUUGUUCAGAACAAGCUGCAUCAACAGGUGCAAGGGUUAAUCUGCUGUAUAGUGCUUCAACCUCUGAUGAACUCGUUUUCAAGAAAAACAUUGACAGCAUAUGUAAGGAAUGCACCAACUUUAACAGACAAUACUUUGUGACCAAGGAAAAUACUCAAGCUACAAAGGACUUAACAAAUAGCAGAAUCAAUAAAUCAACUUUAGCGAACAGUUUAGAAAGUUUGGACAGAAAUAAAGUGUUGUGUUACAUCUGUGGCCCAUUAUCAAUGUUACAAGAUAUGGAGAGAACAUUAGUUGAACUAGGAGUCAGUGAAGAUAGGAUCAUGUAUGAAAAGUGGUGGUAGUGAUAAGUGAUAAUAGACAUGCUGGAUGAAGAUCGAUAAUUUAAAGGAAUUAUGGAGGGCAAAGAUGAAAUAUUACAUGUAUUAAAUAUAUAUAUUAUAUUAAUAUUAAAUAUCCACCUGAAUUUUCCAAUAAUAUGGCAGAAGUGGUCAUGAAAUCAGUGGGAAUUGUCCCUGGGAUGAGCAUAAAUAUUUAGCCCAACACUUAGUUUAUUCACCUCUUCAAGAGUUGAGACCAGUUCAAAAAUAAAAUACUCAUUUGUUAUUUAUAUAUAUAUAU